GUAAAUGUAGUAUGGGUGUUGCAGUAACUCUAUGGACUAUGGCGCGUCUUCUAGCGAAACUCAUCGCAUGGAGCAAGAGCACGGCGAGGACGUUGUCCAUCUGGCUGAACAGCAAUGCUUUCCAGAACAGCCUGCACAGGGAAUUCAAACACUAUUUAGCAACAUCGACGAGGCCAAAAUUGAUGAGAUGUACGAAGCGGGAAUUAAGAGGUGGACUGAAUGCACUAGAGAUGAAUGGCUUCGUGGGGCAGAUGGUUGGUAUUCGCAUGUUAUAUAUUCGAGAUCGACUGAACAUUACAAUUAAUCGAUUGGUGUAGGAUUGGUGGAGGAGUAUCGCGAGGUUCUUGACUUGGU
Molecule: messenger RNA, 354 nt
Organism: Serpula lacrymans var. lacrymans S7.9
Lineage: Eukaryota; Fungi; Basidiomycota; Agaricomycetes; Boletales; Serpulaceae
Exons: 2
Coding region: 12-317 (101 amino acids)
Source: RefSeq, a predicted model, not a curated record